AUGGGCAACUCUUCGUCCAAAGUCGCAGGCAAAGCUGCUGCAGGCGCAGCUCGCCGCCAGUACCCUUCUACAUCGUCCAUCGCCAACUCCGCGACCCAACCACCCACUGCUGCCUCAAGGACGAACCCCCAUCCAGCCUCGUCCAAACCUACCGCUUCAAGCCAAGUACAUCCAAGUCCAGCCAUGUCUCCGCCAGUGGACGAAAAGACGCAAGCCAUUGAGCUGGACGGAAGAGAUCCGCAGUUCGGUUCAAGACUGCAGAGAAUAGGUCCUGUCAAACUUCCCUCAGGUGUGAGACCCGAAGAAGCUUUCCCGACCUCGAGCGAGCCUAUGCAGCCGGCACAUAACCUUUUCCCCUCGACACAGAACAAUCCCGCCGUGAUACUCACACAGGCACGGCAGAGGAUCAACAAGCAGUGGGAAUUUGAAGGGGAAAAUGGUGGACGGCCGAGUUUCCCUGGACGAACGCUGCUGAAUUCAAAGGAGAUCAAGGAAGCGCUAAGAAUGCGAGACGAGGUAGGAAAGACGUCACAAGAGGUCGAGAAGCAAAUGAAGCUGAAGCCUGGGGUUCUGGAUCAACUUGUGGCUAAAGGAAUGGUUGCAAAUGCCUGA
Messenger RNA from Exophiala spinifera, 612 nucleotides. RefSeq lists its product as uncharacterized. The transcript has a single exon. The record is from RefSeq and is a predicted model, not a curated record. Lineage: Eukaryota; Fungi; Ascomycota; Eurotiomycetes; Chaetothyriales; Herpotrichiellaceae. Bases 1 to 612 code for a protein of 203 amino acids.